This is a messenger RNA of Austrofundulus limnaeus, 1561 nucleotides long. RefSeq names its product iron-sulfur cluster assembly 2 (gene isca2). The coding region runs from base 48 to 578 and encodes 176 amino acids. Gene Ontology annotation, molecular function: iron ion binding; 4 iron, 4 sulfur cluster binding; 2 iron, 2 sulfur cluster binding. The transcript is spliced from 4 exons. Gene Ontology annotation, cellular component: mitochondrion. The record is from RefSeq and is a predicted model, not a curated record. NCBI's taxonomy places the organism in Eukaryota, Metazoa, Chordata, Actinopteri, Cyprinodontiformes, Rivulidae. Gene Ontology annotation, biological process: iron-sulfur cluster assembly.
GUACAUUUGUGGUUAAAAGGCGUGUCUACGGUCACUUUGUUUUGAAGAUGUCUGUGGUUAAAGGAGCUUUAAUAACGGCGUGCUGGUCCAAAAUAUUAAUUUCGAGGACAUGUGCUCAUUUGAAGAAGCACAAUGUGACUGAACAGUUCCACCGUCUUCCUCAAAACACCCAACCCCUUUACAUAGCGGGGCUUCGGGGAUUGAGCAGCGCCUCGGUCCAGGAGAAGACCGGGGGGUCGAGUCCAUCUGAGAAUAACAAAAUACACCUGACAGAGUCAUGUGUGAAGAGACUGUCAGAAAUCAUGGAGAAAGGCGAGUACCUGAGAAUACAGGUGGAGGGAGGAGGCUGCUCUGGGUUCCAGUACAAGUUUUCUGUCGACCGUAACAGAAAUGAGGACGACAGAGUGUUUGAGCAGGGAGGAGUGGGCGUUAUCGUGGACCAGGACAGCCUGGAGUUUGUGAAAGGAGCCACUGUGGACUUCAGUCAGGAGCUGAUCCGCUCCACCUUCCAGGUGCUGAAGAACCCUCAGGCUGAUCAUGGCUGCUCCUGUGGAAGCUCUUUUUCUGUGAAAUUAUGACCCAUACUUAGAUUCUUCAGUAUACGAGAUGCUUUAAUACAAAUAAUUAUCAUAUAUUCAGAAAGGCAAAUCUUUUUCAUCAACAAGAUACAAAAGAGUCUUUGCCAUGUUAAAGCAACGGCAUUAGGUCAUUCAGAUAUUUGUCUGUUUUUGAUUUAUAACUCACUGCUUCACUCAGACCUGCCAGUGAAAAUGAUUGAAAUUCAUAAAUGUAAGAUUUGCACUACAAAAAAUGAUUUCAUAAAAACAAAACACCAACAACACCAUGUUUUAGUUUGUUAAAUAAAAAGCUUCACUGCCACAGAACCCCUCCAGUUCCUCCACAGAUGUAGUUUUGUCAUGGCAGUAUGACAUUGUCAUGUUUUUCUUUAUGUAAAUAAAAAUUAAAAAUAUUUUAUUGUCACCAAAACCAAACCUUAAGCUGCAGCUCUGACACUGUUAAUCACACUUUAUUUGACUCAAAUAUUACUGCUGCUAAUGUUCUAUAAAUGGACAGAUUGCAUGUUUUUUGUUUAGAAUAAUGUGAUUUGUUGAAUUCUUGUGACACAUUAACAGAUGCCCAUCUGUUAAUGUGUCGUAUUUAAUGGUGUUUGUUCCUACAUCUAAUGUUCUAGAAAAGCACAGUGGAGGUUAUAUCCAGGAAGGUCUAUUUGCCACAGAAUUAUUAAAUUUACCCAACUGGUGACUCAAAUUGUUAAUUAUUUAGAAASAUCUUUUUUGUUUUUGUGAGUGAAAAUGGGUUGAAGUGAAUGAUCAACAAAUGUAUUGAAUUAUCUGAGGACUACCUUAUUGCAUGUACUAACGAGACAAUAAUCAGCUGAACUUUGAUUUGGUUCCAACUAAACAAAGACUCAGCUGAAGUGUCUGAGCACUCAGUGUUUUCUUUACAUGUAAAAUAUGUAUAUAUGCUAAAAUUGUAGCAUGGUUACAACUUUUUAAGUUAUAUUGCUUCAAAGAGAAAUAUAAAAGAUAAAUUAAGAUAA